UACACUCCUCAUACGUCAGACAGGAAACGCACACACACAGCUAAUUUAGCCCGCCAGAAAAAAAGUCAACAUCAAAACAUCAACAUCCAUCCAAUGGUCAAAAUAAAAGAUCUCCCUGAAGAAGUAUUGAUACUCAUCUUCAGUUACCUAAAGCUCCGGGAACGAAAGAUAGCGGCCCGCGUUUCCCGGCAAUGGAAUCGACUGACAUUCAUCGACCGGCCCAUGAGGGCCGUAGUUCUUCAUGUGGUCGACUACUUGAACCAGAAGGAGCGGAAAAUCUUGCUGAAGAGCAACCGGUGCUAUCGGAACCUCUCCCUGGAAUGGACCGAGGCGUCCAGUGUUCCAUUUCUGAUAGAGGUCAUCGAUAAAUUUGGCGAGGAGCUUCAUUCACUGAAAUUGUCCACCUACGUCAUAACUCCUCCGAUUCUAGUUGGAUUCCUACUGAAGGCACCCAACCUGAGGCAGCUCAUUGUAGAGGGAAGCGUCUGUAACGAGGAUUUUGUUAUGGCUCUGCCUGCAUUUAAACAGAUCAAAGCGUUGGAAAUGACGCAGCGAGGAUUUGAGAGCGAACUGUGCGAUGUGAUUCCUCGGAUGUUUCCUAGUUUAGUUUCGUUAGAUUUGGUGGGCGCUGAGGAUGCGGCCAUCGAUUUGAUUAUUUCCUAUGGAAAGCAGCUCAAGUAUUUGCACGUCCUAUUGGAGUUUUCGCAGUUCCGACGAUUCUCCAAUUUGAAUUGCCUGGCUGGACUUGAGAGGAUGCAUGUAUCGUGGCCACAGCCAAGCGAUUUCAGACAGGUUUUCAGUGUGUUCGAGCAAAUGGAAUCGAUUCAGAGUGCCUCACUUACCGGUCCGGUAAAUGAAGCUACGUUCGAUCUCAUCUGCAGCCGGUGGAAAAACAUAACUAGUCUAUGUGUGAAUGUUCAAUCUCUUAAAGCUGCCAGCUUCAGCAACAUAACUGCUUUUAGGAAGUUAAAAAUCCUUAAACUUCAAGGAUCAAUUAGAGAUAACAACUUCCUUAAAGAUAUACAACUGCCAACAGUUACUCAUUUGAUUCUGGAUGGAAUCUCCACGAACAAUGGGUUCUACAAUCACAUGUCGACAUUUGUCCCAAACCUUUGGAUGCUGAAAAUCUACGAUCAUACAUUCGAAAAUGCUCAACUACGAUUAAUUACUAAAACAAUGACUUCGCUGCGAGUGCUUUCGCUGGAUUAUUGUUACCAAAUCAAAGACGAAGGAUUUCAGCUGCUGAAUAAUCUCACCAACCUUCUGGAACUUCGCUGCUGGUCCAUUUCCAUUUCGGAAAACGCAUUCAUUCGUUUUCCCAAGUGCCCCAAUCUGCGAACGUUUAGCGUUGGUGGUAGUGGCUGGGUACCAUAUAUAACCAACAAAACGGUGCUGGAUAUUCCGACAGCUUUCCCAAAUCUGAGGGAACUCCAGGUGGUGGACUGUUUCAAGGUGGAGGGGGAUACGAUCUAUACGCUGCAGGAGCGUAUGCGGAAGUGCGCUGUCGUUCGGUUGGCCAAGCCUGAUUUGGAUCGGGAACUGGAGGCCGUCUGGGGCUGGAAUGAUUGUGAUAAGUGACGUGCCGUUGGAAGCAAUAUUUGUCUCGUUUGAAUCUAUCAGCUACAUGUCGAUAAUGUCCAUUAUAUCCCUUUGACCAAACCAUAAUUUCACGUAAAAGACAUAACUGUGUCCAAAUCUACUACUUAUCUACAUUAAACUCAAUUUUACUAAAGACAUUUUCUGUUUUUUUAUAAGUUUGUAUAUAACACUAUGUUAUACGUAAAGUAUACAAGCAUUACUAGAAUAUAUAAAUUUAAUUGCUCAUUCCAAUCUUA
This is a messenger RNA of Aedes aegypti (yellow fever mosquito), 1835 nucleotides long. RefSeq lists its product as uncharacterized. The transcript has 4 exons. Lineage: Eukaryota; Metazoa; Arthropoda; Insecta; Diptera; Culicidae. Gene Ontology annotation, cellular component: SCF ubiquitin ligase complex. Bases 94 to 1578 code for a protein of 494 amino acids. Gene Ontology annotation, molecular function: protein binding. Gene Ontology annotation, biological process: SCF-dependent proteasomal ubiquitin-dependent protein catabolic process. The record is from RefSeq and is a predicted model, not a curated record.